Molecule: messenger RNA, 564 nt
Organism: Calliphora vicina (urban bluebottle blowfly)
Lineage: Eukaryota; Metazoa; Arthropoda; Insecta; Diptera; Calliphoridae
Exons: 1
Coding region: 1-564 (187 amino acids)
Source: RefSeq, a predicted model, not a curated record
AUGUCUCCCGCAAACUCCUAUGAACACAAAAAGUUUGAUUUGAAAACUCAACAAUACAAACACAAGAAAUUUGGAGUGCUCUCGAACAAACGCAAAUACUAUGAAGAGGAAAAAGAAAAUUUACAACCCAUAACUGCCCAAACUAUAUUGGAUCGUGGGGCUAAGGAAACACAACAACAGCUGUUACCAGCUAAGAGGAGACAAACUAAACCCUUAUUUAGACCCUGGUUGGAGGAAGCUGAAAUGAAGCCAGCAUGUAGAACAACAUCCAAAGUAUUAACACCCUUAAAUACAAAUAUCUUAUCACAUCAUCAAGGACCUCAUAAAAACACCAAAAAACUUUCGGAAUCGAAGCAACAAAGACGUAAGCGCAACAAUUUGGCUAGUCCCAGCAAUCAAAGCAACAAGCUGGAAGAACAAUUGUUUUACCAGCAACAAUAUGCCGCCUAUCAACAAUAUCAAGCUUUGGUCAUACAGCAAAAUAUUAAAACUGCUUUGUAUUUAAAGCAUUUACAUCAGUUAAACCUACAAAGACAAGGGCAGCUGUUUGUUUUUGGCCAGUAG